AUGUCGAUGCCGUUGAGCUGAGGUAACCAUCUCAUGCGGGGACAAAGCGGGUCGUGCGAUAUUUUCGACGGAUCCUGACAGCUAUCGAUCGCGGAAACCGGCCGCCGAGUGGUGCAUGCCGAUAACUCUUCCCCGAGCGCCUUGCACCUCGAUUGACGUUCUCAUCCAUAGUAGCGGCAGCAGGGCCCACACCUAAGGAAAGGAUCGAACACAAAAACGAACUGUCACCCGGAAGCUGCCACGAGCGACAACAUGAAUACCGACGCGCACCGAGUCUACCACGACACGACCCAUUUCGAGUUUGCGGGAGGCGAGUUCCACGGCGGACAGACGUUUAUCUCUGGCUCGUCCAAAAGAGCCAGGUCGUCCGAGAUCUUGGAAUGGAUAUCUACGAUCCCCUACACGAGCCACCACAGGCGGAUCAGUGAGCGGCGGCUGCAAGGAACAGGCGACUGGAUCUUUCGGAAGGCGGAGUACUGCACGUGGAAGUCUUCGGGCGUUUCCAUGUUGUUGCUGUUGCGAGGGAUCCCGGGCGCCGGCAAAACGUUUCUUGCGUCACGGGUCAUCGACUCUUUCCUUGCGAAUCCGAUUCCCAACUCGAAAUUGGCGUUCUUUUAUUGCGACCAAGGAGAAGAUAAUCGACGCGAUCCCGAGAUGAUCAUGCGCACACUGGUUCAGCAGCUCGCCUUGGCUCGGUCGGAGAAUAUCGAGCUCUUAAAGCCGGCUAUCGCCAUCUACGAAGACCGAGAAAAGAAAGGGCAGAGAUCCUCACAGCUGAGUCUAACCGAGAGCCAGCAGCUGCUUAUCGACCUCAUCAACAUGUACUCGCAGCAAACGAUAAUCAUUUGCAUCGAUGCGUUGGAUGAAGUCGAUAGUGCGAUACGGAUACAACUUCUGAGCUCACUGAAGCAUGUGAUGGAAGGAUCGAAGAAUCCCGUCAAAAUCUUUGCCACAACUCGAAUGGACUUCGACAUUCUGCGGCAGUUUGAGAUGUUUCCCCGGAUCGAGUUGCACCCUGACGACAAUAUCGACGACAUCAGCCGAUUCGUCAAAACGGAGGUUCGGAACAAUAUCGGUAAGAGACUGCUGCUCGAUGGCGUUGUCGACGGCGGGCUCAAAGACGAUAUUUGCAACGUCCUCUGCCACCGAUCCAAGGGAAUGUUCCAACUCGCGGCGCUGCAAAUCGAUUUCCUUAGCGAGAUGACCACCCAGGAUGACGUGAGACGCGGUCUAAGGGCGCUACCAGACACACUAGCCCAGGCCUACGACGCGAUCUACAAGCGAAUUCUCCGGCAGAAAGGAAACGCGCCGCAACUAGCACUCAACGCCUUCCGGUGGAUCCAAUGUUCCAACGAGCCGCUGCGAUCGGAAACGUUGCUAGACGCGAUCGCGAUCCAGAUCGGUGGUCCGGAAGAACCGUUUCACAAGGACACGCCGAUGAAGGCGAACGAACUGCUCAAGGCGUGCCAGAACCUCCUCAUUCUGGACGAGCGUCUGAACGUGUUUCGCUUCGCACACCUCUCCGUCGACGAGUACCUGGAGACAAAACUGUGCAGGGGCGAGUGCCACACCGAGAUCGCGAAGGUCUGCCUUUCGCUGCUGUGCACCUCGUGGGACGACUACGACACGGCGCUUCAAACGCAGGAAGGGGAUUACAGCGAUCGCCACCUCCUGCUGUACGCGGCGGUAUUCUGGCCGUGGCACCUCUCCCGUGCGGAUGACCGCUGCGACAUUCUGCAUGCCUCCUGGGCAAACUUCGUUUCCGACGGCAAUCACGAGCGAUGGUUCUUUUACCACUACCGAGUCACCCCCGAGUUCCGAAAGAAGGCACGCAUAGGCCGGCUACGAGCCAGGUUCGGUUCGCGACAGACGUUCACCGCGGUUUUCGGGUCCAGGUCGGCGGAGGGCGCCCGUGUGGACAGGCUGCUUCUGUGCGCGGCUCGGUUCGGAGAUCCCGAUAUCGCCGGUAAACUCCUCGACGUUGGUGCGAAUAUUGCGGCCGUCGAUAAAGGCAACUGGACAUCGCUACAUCUGGCAUUCAAGGAAGGGCAUGAGGCCGUUGCGCGACUAUUGAUUGACCGCGGGGCCGACAUAUCGACUGUCGGUGGUUACUCCGGGCGGACGCCGCUGCAGCUGGCGGCGCUAGGCGGGUACGAGGCUGUCGCACGAGUGCUGCUCGACCGUGGAGCCGACGUCUCGCUCGCCGACAGUGCUGGGAAUACACCGCUGCACAUCGCGUUGGAGACCGGACAUGACGCA
Molecule: messenger RNA, 2259 nt
Organism: Tricharina praecox
Lineage: Eukaryota; Fungi; Ascomycota; Pezizomycetes; Pezizales; Pyronemataceae
Exons: 7
Molecular function (GO): protein binding; ATP binding; ATP hydrolysis activity
Source: RefSeq, a predicted model, not a curated record